Candida tropicalis MYA-3404 is the source of this 1137-nucleotide messenger RNA. RefSeq names its product Kar4p (gene KAR4). Lineage: Eukaryota; Fungi; Ascomycota; Pichiomycetes; Serinales; Debaryomycetaceae. The transcript has a single exon. The coding region runs from base 1 to 1137 and encodes 378 amino acids. Gene Ontology annotation, molecular function: mRNA binding. Gene Ontology annotation, cellular component: nucleus; RNA N6-methyladenosine methyltransferase complex. The record is from RefSeq and is a predicted model, not a curated record.
AUGUACACAUACAACAAAUUUGGGUCUCGUGCUUCUUCUUCUACUUCAAGUACAAACAAUACUACUUUAACUCAUACAUCAUCUAAAACCACUACUGAAUCAAAUGAAGGUAGACCUAUUAUCUCCAGAGUCAGCAAGCAAGUUGAUUAUUGCAACCGUUAUAUUCAUACUGGUCAAUCAGGGAUCAAAUAUAUUAGAAAUGUUAACAAUUCCGUUGAAGGGUAUCCCAAGUUGGCUAAAUUGCAUCACUUGAAAAGACUUCAAGUUAAAAAGCAUUCAUUGCAACCAUAUGGUGUAAGAUGUGCUACUAAUCAGAUUGUUCCAACUUUAAACCGUUGGAUUGAAAUUUAUAAUUUAAAGUUUGAUGUUAUAAUGAUUGGUGCUUUGGUUGAGAAUCAAUUUAUUUUACCCAUUUUAAACAGUAUACCAAUUCAUAGAUUAUGUUCAAAACCAGGAUUUCUUUUCAUUUGGUCAACUACUCAAAAAAUCCAAGAAUUAACCAAAUUGUUAAACAACGAAAACUUCAACAAGAGAUUCAGAAGAUCCGAAGAAUUGAUUUUCCUACCAAUUGAUAAGAAAUCGCCUUACUAUCCAAAAGGUGCUGAAGCUGGUAGUGAAACUAUACCUUUAUUUGAAAGACAACAAUGGCAUUGUUGGAUGUGCAUUACUGGUACUGUCAGAAGAUCAACCGAUAACUACUUGAUCCAUUGUAAUAUUGACACUGACUUACAAAUAGAAUCAACUACACCAACUUCUGCUACAAAAAAGAAAUCACCAAGUGGUGGAUUACCAGCUAAUAAUGCAGUACCAGAAGCUAUUUAUAGAGUUGCUGAGAAUUUUUCCAACGCAAAUAGAAGAUUGCAUUUAAUUCCAUCCAAAUUGGGAUUUGAUACCCCAGUUAGAUUACGUCCAGGGUGGGUUAUUAUGGGUCCAGAUGUUUUAAUCAAUAAUUUUGAUCCAAGUAAAUACAAUGAAGAAUUACAUGCUAAAUCAAUGAUCAAAUACAAACAAAACCCAAAUACUCAUGGUCACAGUCAUGGUAGUAACCACACUAUAGUAUCUACACAAUUCUUGGUUCCCCAAACUAAUGAAAUUGAAGAUUUAAGACCAAAAAGUCCUGUUAUUUCUGCAAAAUAG